CACAACACCGGACUAUCGAGACUCUGACUCUUGUUGACUGUUGACCCUUGACUGCCAUCUUGAUCGUGCACGACGCUCACAAGCCACGACUCGCUACUGAUCAGUGCAAAGACUCGCGCAAGGACCGUCUGGAUCAUCUUCGGUCGUGAGCAGAAGCUCCACACAAGGCGGUGAGGGCACGUGCAACCACGCUGACAAGACGGGUGAAUCGGUCGCAAAGCACCGCAAUCUUCAACCGCACCAGCACCGGAGCGUCCAUUCGCUGCCGCCUGCCCCUCCAUGUCCUCUUCCAAGUAUGCUGAUCUGCCAGAUAUCGACACAUUCUCUCCCGAUGUGUUCGAAACGUCGAGCCCCGAUUCACCGAGCGGCGCCGCUCGAAAGAUCCGCGGAGUCACCCCAAGCUCAUCCUCCGGCUCCGAGUCUGACGAUCCAGAUGCCAGCUUUGUCAGCGCAACGGAUCGGCCUAGCAAACGCAAAGGAGGUGGAGCGGGCGGAGCGAGCGGAUUGCCAAGCAGCAGCUCUUUGAGUGGACUUGCUGCUGCAAAAAAAGGCGGCAGGACGGAGGAUGCGGGGACAGAGGCGAUAGAGGCGAUCGAGAGGUCGAGAAUGAAUGUGGGAGAAGCUACUAGACGCUUUAGGCAAGGAACGGGGGCGGAUGCUAGCGGUGUAGACUUUUCCGACCAGCUGACAUCCGCUCGUCGAAAGAGGGCGCAAAAGUACCCCCCUCAAUCUGUCUUGGAAGUGGGCUACUACGGACAGGAAAGGGCCGGGCUGAGAAGCUAUCAGGGCGUCUCGCCUGUCGGCUCGGCUUCCGAGAGCCGAGCAGAGAGGUUGCAGAGGUUGAAGAUGGAGUCGGAAGAGUUGGAAAAGGAACUCAAGGAGGAGCAAGACUCACGAGGGCAAGAGUGGUCUGAUUCGAACAACGCGUCAGAGCAGGAGCGCGGAAGGGAGAGAGGGCAAGGAGCAGAUGCUCGCAUGUUGGAUCAGCUCAGACAACUCAAAGGAGAUCUCAACCGCUUCGAUGGCAUCUUGUCUGGCAGGACAGCGAGUGAUUCACUGGACGCUCAAGCUUGGCAGACACAGGCCAGGACUUUGUUAGGGCAGUUGAAAGAAAUGAAUCUGACGGAUGCCCGAGGUGUCGCAAACGUAGGCGACACGAGUGCGCGGAUCAAGCCGCACAACGUCGGCGCGUCGUCGGAGCUGGCAGGGUUGGAGAGCAGAUUGCACGAACUCGAACAGCUGGUAGGGGUGGGAGCCUUGCUUGAAAGCUCCGAAAGCCCGCCGCAUCCCCUACUGCCUACGCUCUCACGCGUCGAGCACCUCGUGACGCUUUUGGCCCACCCGCGUCACCUAGACUCGAUCUCUCGUCGUAUCAAGGUUCUCGUCUCCGAGCUCGAACGAGCGCAAGAAGCUCGUCGAAAGUUGGGAUUCAGCGCUUCCAUUUCGAAUGUGGGUCAAGGUGGAGUUCUGAUCAGCACGGCGGCAGAGCAACAGCAGCAGCAGCAGCAGCAGCAGCAGCAUCGCGAUCAAGGGGACGAAGACGCGGCAGGUGAUGCCCAAAAGUCAGGCUUGUCCCUGGAGCAGAGGAGAAGUUUGGACAGCUUGUUUCCGGUCAUGGAAAGGAUCGAUGGACUUUUACCCAUCAUACCGGCCAUCCUGAGUCGGUUGCAGACUCUGCAAGACCUGCACUCUUCAGCCGGAACGUUCGCCAAGGAUCUGGAUGGCCUGAGAGAAAUGCAAAACACUCUGGGCGCUGGUGAGACGGAUCUGAGAACGCUGUUGAGCGGGGUGAGGGAUAGUUUGGAGAGCAACAGGACGCGCGUGCAAGGCAAUCUGCAGAGUGUUGGACAGAGGCUGGACGAAUUGCAAGCGAGGGUGCAGAGGCUGGGGUAAUAAGACUCCGCCGCUCUUCGUUCAAAAGCAAUCUCGCACAACUUCAUGGCGUCGAAAGCGAGAUGGACCUUUCCGCCGUUGCACGUGUAGAUGCGCGCCUUGCCGUCGAAAGACACCUCGAGCACAAGGUCAGGUUCGAGAUUUGCGAUUUGUGCAACACCAAGAGGAGCGGUAAAAUUUUGAGGUGAGCUGAGCCAUCCAAUGCGGAUCUUGUGGCGGAAGCGGCGCACCUCGCCAUGUAUGUACAUCUCAGCAGUAGUGCUCUGUCCGCAGUCAUGAAGCGCAAAUCAAACUUUUGAGCUCGUCAAGCCUACAAACA
This is a messenger RNA of Ceraceosorus guamensis, 2212 nucleotides long. RefSeq lists its product as hypothetical. The coding region runs from base 280 to 1893 and encodes 537 amino acids. The transcript has 4 exons. NCBI's taxonomy places the organism in Eukaryota, Fungi, Basidiomycota, Exobasidiomycetes, Ceraceosorales, Ceraceosoraceae. Gene Ontology annotation, biological process: mitotic spindle organization. Gene Ontology annotation, cellular component: cytoplasm; dynactin complex. The record is from RefSeq and is a predicted model, not a curated record.